Molecule: messenger RNA, 2303 nt
Organism: Lycium ferocissimum
Lineage: Eukaryota; Viridiplantae; Streptophyta; Magnoliopsida; Solanales; Solanaceae
Exons: 10
Coding region: 230-1909 (559 amino acids)
Biological process (GO): mRNA 3'-end processing
Cellular component (GO): RNA polymerase II, holoenzyme
Molecular function (GO): RNA polymerase II complex binding
Source: RefSeq, a predicted model, not a curated record
CCAAAUCGUAGUGUCAAGUGUGUGUGUUUCCGCCCAAACGACUGGUUUCCACAUCUGUCUUUCACCUUGCAAAAACCACGCCUUUAUUAGGGGAUUCUUGAAAUUUCAGUAUCAACUGAAAAAAAACCUGGAAAUGCUUUAAUUUGAGUUUAGGUUUUUAUUGAGUUGGUGCAGAAAAAACAACAAAAAACUGAGGGAUUAAUAACCCAAAGAUUACUUCACCUGGGGGAUGGGUGACGAUGCUUUUGAUGGCCAGCUAUUGGCAGAGAAACUGUCUAAGCUUAACAGCUCACAACAAAGCAUAGAAUCUUUAUCACGAUGGUGCAUCUCAUAUCGUAAGAAAGCCAAGCAGAUCGUUGAAACGUGGGAUAAAUCGUUCAGAUCUGCACAGCGGGAGCAACGUGUUUCAUUUCUGUACUUGGCCAAUGAUAUUCUGCAGAAUAGUCGGCGCAAGGGCAGUGAGUUUGUUAAUGAGUUCUGGAAGGUCCUUCCUGCGUCUCUGAAGCAUGUUUUUGAAACUGGUGAUGAAAAUGGGAAGAAAGUGGCUUCUAGACUGGUUGAUAUAUGGGAAGAGAGAAAAGUUUUUGGAUCCAGGGGUCAGAAUCUUAAAGACGAAGUGUUGGGCAAGAGUCCGGCUCCGUCAGUAAGCAACCUGAAGAGCUCAAAUCCUAUCAAAGUUGUGAAGAAGGAUGCUCACUCAGUAAGGAUUAAAUUGGCUGUUGGCUGUACUCCAGAGAAAAUUGUAACAGCAUUCCAACUAGUUCAUGAUGAAAAUGUGAAUGAGGAAGAUGCUUUGAACAAGUGUAAAGAUGCAGUUUUUCGCGUUGGGGAAAUGGAGAGUGAUAUUGAAAACCUUUCCUCCCAAGGAAAUCUCGAGGGUUCUGAAUUGAUGGAUAAGAUGCAAGAACAGGAAAGCGUACUUCAGCAAUGCAUCAGCGACCUUGAGAAUGCUGAAUCAUUGAGAGUUACCUUGAUUUCUCAGCUGAAAGAUGCACUUCAAGAUCAAGAAUCUAAGCUAGAGUUAUUACGCAGUGGGCUGCAGGUUGCGCGUGGUCAGAUUGAACUAGCAAAAAAUGUAAGACGGAGGCUGACAUCGCCCAGUGUUGCUGUUGCACCAUUUAAUACUAGUAUCCUUCCAAUUGAAGUCACCAGAGCAACUGAAUCAACCCCGCCCUCAGUGCCAUUAACCAACAUACCUCCUCUGCCUCCACCUCCCAAUCCUGCAACUUCUUUUGCAAAUUCCAAACCUAAUGAAGAGGAAAGCAAAAGGGCGGCAGCAGCAAUUGCUGCAAAACUUGCUGCUUCGACAUCUUCUGCUCAAAUGUUGACCUCUGUUCUUUCAUCCCUUGUUGCUGAAGAAGCUGCGUCACUGAGCAGUGGAUUGAAAUCAACUGGCUUCUCCUCUAGCUUACCUUUUGCAUCCCCAGAGAAACGGCUCAAGUUAGACAAGCCAAUGACUUUUGCUGAUAUGAACAGUUCUGAAGGGGGUAGCUCCACUUACUUCCCUUCAUCACAGCAAAUGAUUACUAGCAUUCCUCUUGGCCCCUCCUCAGGCUUGCAAUCUGUAUCCCAGUCAAACCAAAUGCAAUCCCCGUUCCCACCUCCACCACCUCCUCCGCCGCCUUUACCUCCAGCAAAUUCCCCUGCAAGUCAGUUAGUUCAAUCUGCAGCUAUGAUGAUGAUGCCAUAUGGAUAUAGUGCGGGCCUUCAACCACCUAUGUCUUCUCAAAUUGCAAUGGGACUGAGGCCUCCUCAUCCACCAUCCCAGCAAGCACAACAGCAGCAACUGCAGACUCAGCAGCCACAAUCUCAGCAGCAGCCUGCCAACAGUGGAUUUUAUCGUCCUCCUGGUAUUGGAUUCUAUGGACAAGCCCAUCAGCAGACGACACCAGCAGGGCCCCGGCAGUGAAUCCCUUUCGAAUAGGGAGUGCAUGUUACAUUGUACAUUAAUAGUAAAAGUAGACUAGAUCUAGUUACUGUUUACCUCAUCUUUUCAUACUUUCUCUGCGCCCGUCACUCUUCAAUACCCACCCUCCUUCGAACCAAGCUACCCUAUUUUGUUUUAGUAUCGGGUGUUUUGCAUCCCCUUUAAGUGUUACCUGUAACCUUAUGUAGGUGCUGUAAAAUUAGCUGUAGAUUGAAGGUCCAUGUACUUAAUAUCUUCAGAACCAGGAGCAGAAGGAAACUACUAGGUGAAAUUUUAACCUCUUUCUGCUUUGUGGGCCUGUCUAUUAGUCCUUUUGAAUGGUUGAAACUAUGUGUAAUCAUGCGAUUUUAACUUGUUCUAUACUGUACUUCAUUGA